GAAGAUGUCUGCCCGCAGGAAGAACUUUCUUUAACACUGAGUGCAUAACCCUGAGAAUAUCUUCAGCUGCCGUGUUAUCUGGCAUCCGGAGGCUUUAUCGCAGAAACCCCAAGAGGCGCGUGAAGCCAGGGCAUUUGUGUGCUUGUGAAUUGUAUUCUUGCGCAUAUAUGCAAGAUGAGGGAAUGGAAAUUCAGUAUCGCCAGAUUUCGAUGCAGACAAAACUUCAAUAUUUUACUUACAAUUUUGAUAUCCUGUGUGUUUUUCGCGGCUCUGUCGACCGGAGAAACUGCAGAUGACGACGAAGUCGCACCAGGAGUCAAGCUUCCAAGCACAUGUGAAGUUUGCAAAGUCUUGACUGCAGAAUUGGACGAGCGUCUGCAGAAAACAGGAAAAUCUCAUGACACCAUUGACACUGGAUAUGGCAUGGAGAAAAAGGCUAAGAAGAAAUACAAACAAUCGGAAUUGCGACUGAUAGAGUCAAUGGACAGAGUCUGUGAUGAAGUUCUGAAAUAUCGUGUUCAUAAGGAGAGAACUGACAGCACUCGGUUUGCCAAAGGAAUGAGCGAUACAUUCAAAACAUUGCAUGGUCUUGUGUAUGGCUUUAACCUGCUACAUCUUCAGCUGAUUCAAAUGGUAAACCCAAUUAAUGAAAGGCAGAAUAAGGGUGUGAAGGUGGAUAUUGGAAUGCCAUAUGAGCUGUGGGAUGAUCCUUCUGCAGAAGUCGCUGAUAUGAAGACAAAAUGUGAGAAGAUGAUUGAGGAUCAUGAAGACGAUAUAGAAGAGUGGUACUAUCACCAUCAAGAUGAAAAGCCUUUAAAGAGAUAUCUCUGCUCUGAACGGGUCCUGAAUCCAGGAGAAGACAAAUGUCUAGAUGAGGUUUGGAGUGGAAAAAAAGAUUCUGGAGAGGAAAAGCAAAAAGGAGACAAGUCAGAGUUAUAAGCUUCUUGGCCUUGACUGAAUUUCUUGAAUUGAAUCGGUUUCUGUGAUUUUUUUAAUGGAGCUUCUGAUGGAACAUAUGUAUUACAUUUCCAUAGUCCCAAAUGAAGGAC
This is a messenger RNA of Darwinula stevensoni, 1049 nucleotides long. NCBI's taxonomy places the organism in Eukaryota, Metazoa, Arthropoda, Ostracoda, Podocopida, Darwinulidae. The record is from the annotation of a GenBank genome assembly.